AUGGCCGAACAUCUUGCAUCUAUAUUCGGUACCGAACAAGAUAAAGUUAAUUGUUCGUUUUAUUUCAAAAUCGGAGCAUGUCGUCAUGGAGAAAAAUGUUGCCGGGUGCAUAACAAACCUACCUUCAGCCAGACAGUUCUUCUGAAAAAUCUUUAUCUAAACCCGAACAAUUUCGAACUUCAACAGAAACAAGGACAAAACUUGUACGUACAACAAACGGCGCCACUUCAUUCUGAUGAAGAAGUACAAAAACAUUUCGACGAAUUUUUCGAAGAAGUGUACACAGAAGUUGAAGAAAAGUAUGGGAAAAUUGAAGCUAUGAGCGUUUGUGACAAUAUGGGUGAACAUUUAAUAGGAAAUAUUUAUAUUAAAUUUCGAUAUGAAAAAGAUGCCGAACAUGCUGUUAAAGAAUUGAACAAUCGAUGGUUUGACCACAAGCCUAUCUAUGCUGAACUAAGUCCGGUGACGGAUUUUAAAGAAGCUAGCUGUCGGCAAUAUGAAUUAGGUGCAUGUAAUCGGAGUGGAUUUUGUAAUUUUAUGCAUAUUAAAACCAUUUCACCAGCUGCGAAGAACCGCAUCCGCCACCGUCGAACUCGAAAACGUUCAAGUAGUUUUUCACCAUCAAGAAAGAACCGUCGCUAUUAA
Adineta ricciae is the source of this 645-nucleotide messenger RNA. The record is from the annotation of a GenBank genome assembly. Lineage: Eukaryota; Metazoa; Rotifera; Eurotatoria; Adinetida; Adinetidae.